AUGAAGAAUUUCCUCUGCGAUUUUCGCUUCCUUCUACUCCUCGCAGCUGCCGCCUUCAUCUAUAUCCAGAUUCGGCUUUUCGCGACGCAAUCACAGUAUGCUGAUCGCCUCGCCGAUGCGAUAGAGUCAGAGAAUCAGUGUACAUCUCAAUUGAGAUCACUAAUUGAUCAAAUAAGCUUGCAGCAAGGUCAAAUUGAGACUAUGAAAGAACAAAAGGAACAGCUAGAGCAAGAGUGUGGACAACUGAAGGCCCUUGUUCAAGAACUUGAAAGGAAAGAUGUUGAACGGUUGACUAACAAAGAACAGGCACCAGUGGCAGCAGUUGUAAUUAUGGCAUGCAAUCGUGCUGAUUAUCUGGAGAGGACCAUUAAGUCUAUUUUGAAAUACCAGAGUUCUGUUGCCACAAAGUUUCCUCUAUUUGUCUCCCAGGAUGGAUCUCAUCCGGGUGUCAAAGAUAAAGCUUUGAGCUAUGACCAGCUCACGUAUAUGCAGCAUUUGGAUUAUAAACCAGUUCAAACUGAAAGACCAGGGGAAUUGAUUGCAUACUACAAAAUUGCACGUCAUUACAAAUGGGCACUGGAUGGACUCUUCUACAAGCAUAAGUUCAACCGAGUAAUCAUACUUGAAGAUGAUAUGGAAAUUGCUCCUGAUUUUUUUGAUUACUUUGAGGCUGCUGCCGAUCUCCUUGAUAAGGAUAAGUCUAUCAUGGCUGUUUCCUCAUGGAAUGACAAUGGACAAAAGCAGUUUGUGUAUGAUCCAGAAGUACUUUAUAGAUCUGAUUUCUUUCCUGGGCUUGGGUGGAUGCUGUCUAGAUCUACAUGGGAUGAGCUAUCACCAAAGUGGCCAAAAGCUUACUGGGAUGACUGGUUGAGGUUACAAGAGAAUCACAAAGGUCGACAAUUUCUUCGUCCAGAAGUGUGCAGAACAUAUAACUUUGGGGAACAUGGUUCUAGUCUGGGGCAGUUUUACAAACAGUAUCUUGAGCCAAUCAAGCUGAAUGAUGUCCCUGUUGACUGGAAAUCAAUGGAUUUGAGCUACCUGAUGGAGGACAAGUAUAUAAAGCACUUUGCAGAGAUUGUGAAAAAGGCGAAACCUGUCCAUGGAGCUGAUCUUGUACUGAAGGCACGCAAUAUUGCUGUUGAUGUCCGUAUACCGUACAAUAACCAGCCAGACUUUGAACGCAUUGCAAAUGAAUUUGGAAUUUUUGAAGAGUGGAAGGAUGGAAUACCAAGGACAGCCUAUAAAGGAGUAGUUGUUUUCCGACACCAAAACCGACAGCGUAUAUUCCUUGUUGGUCCAGGUUCUCUCAAGCAGCUUGGAAUUGAUGAUUCUUGAUGCAAAGAUUGGAGAAAAUGUCUUCAACAUUGAGGUUUAUGCAACACAUGAUUCGAAGCACGAGGGCAACUCAUACAAAUAGAUGACUGAUAUUGAGUAAACUUAGAGGAGGAGCCGAGUAUAUUUUUUCUGAGAAACUUAAUCAAGAUAACAUGUCCAACAAGUAGUAGGCUUCACAUACAUGCCUUUUUCAAGGUUGGUAGUCUUCAUCUGUGUACAAUGUGUUAUCUUCGAAAGUUCUACGCCUGCUUGUUGAUCUUCACAAACAAGAAAGAAGAUGCUGUGAUUCUUGAUAAUUUUGUUUCGGAAGAAAACAUGUAAUCCUAGUCUUUGUAUAUGAUAUAGAUACAUCAAAAGCGUAC
Molecule: messenger RNA, 1697 nt
Organism: Fragaria vesca subsp. vesca
Lineage: Eukaryota; Viridiplantae; Streptophyta; Magnoliopsida; Rosales; Rosaceae
Product: alpha-1,3-mannosyl-glycoprotein 2-beta-N-acetylglucosaminyltransferase-like
Exons: 19
Coding region: 1-1335 (444 amino acids)
Cellular component (GO): Golgi apparatus
Molecular function (GO): alpha-1,3-mannosylglycoprotein 2-beta-N-acetylglucosaminyltransferase activity
Source: RefSeq, a predicted model, not a curated record